Trichomycterus rosablanca is the source of this 2062-nucleotide messenger RNA. It is a transcript of the gene xpnpep1, whose product is annotated as X-prolyl aminopeptidase (aminopeptidase P) 1, soluble. Gene Ontology annotation, molecular function: metalloaminopeptidase activity. The record is from RefSeq and is a predicted model, not a curated record. The coding region runs from base 108 to 1970 and encodes 620 amino acids. The transcript is spliced from 20 exons. Lineage: Eukaryota; Metazoa; Chordata; Actinopteri; Siluriformes; Trichomycteridae.
CGCUGUACAUGGCGGCCUCCUGUUUUCUAAAUAAAGUCUAGGCUCGGAAAGGUUUACAGGAGCCGAUUUCGGGUUUUGGAGGACAACUAUUUUUUACAGAUAUCAGUAUGUCUCCGAAAAUCACGGUGGAGCUGCUUAGGAAGCUGAGGCAGACCAUGAAGAAUGGGAAACACUUUGCCGAGCCCAUCCACGCUUACAUCAUCCCCUCAGGAGACGCACAUCAGAGUGAAUAUAUCGCUCCCUGUGACUGUAGGCGCGAGUUCAUCUGUGGAUUCAACGGUUCAGCAGGUACUGCCAUAGUGACCGAGCACCAUGCUGCCAUGUGGACAGACGGCCGCUACUUCCUUCAGGCCAGCCAGCAGAUGGAUAACAACUGGAAUCUGAUGAAGAUGGGUCUAAAGGAGACACCGUCACAGGAGGACUGGCUCAUCAACGUGCUGCCAGAAAACUCCAGAGUGGGAGUCGACCCCUGGAUCAUCGCUGCUGAUCAGUGGAAGAUCAUGGCUAAAGCUCUGAGCAGAGCUGGACACACGCUGGUUCCUCUUCAGGAAAAUCUGAUCGAUGCCGUCUGGGAGGAUCGUCCUGCCCGACCCAGCACUCAGCUCAACGUUCUGGGGCUCAGAUAUACUGGCCUGAGCUGGCAGGAUAAGAUUGUACAGCUGAGGGUGAAGAUGGCAGAGAGGAGAGUCUCCUGGUUCGUGGUGACCGCCCUGGACGAGAUCGCAUGGCUUUUUAACCUGCGUGGCUCAGAUAUCGAGUACAAUCCUGUGUUCUUUGCGUACGCCAUCAUCGGAACCAACAGCAUACGGUUGUUCAUGGAAGAGAAGCGUGCUCAGGACCCGGCGGUCCGGCAGCACCUGGAGCUGGACGUCCCCUGUAAGCCGGAGCUGAGCGUGCAGUGUUUACCCUACGAGAGCGUGUACUCAGAACUGCAGACCGUCUGUGCAGGACUCGCACCCAAGGACAAGGUGUGGAUCAGCGACAAGGCCAGCUGUGCCCUCACCCAGGCCGUCCCUAAGAUCCACAGAGCUCCGAUCCCAUACACACCGUUGUGCCUGGCUAAAGCAGUAAAGAACCCCACAGAGAUACAGUGCAUGAAGAUGGCACACAUCAAAGACGCCGUGGCCCUGUGUGAGCUCUUCGCCUGGCUGGAGAAAGAGAUUCCGGACGGUACCGUGACCGAGAUAUCGGCCGCUGAUAAGGCAGAGGAGUUUCGCAGUCAGCAGAAAGACUUUGUGGGUCUCAGUUUUCCCACCAUCUCGAGUGUGGGGCCAAACGGCGCCAUCAUUCAUUACAGGCCUCUUCCUGAGACCAACAGGACCCUGUCUCAUAAUGAACUUUACCUGAUCGACUCGGGAGCUCAGUACAUGGACGGCACGACGGACGUGACUCGUACGGUUCACUUCGGAACGCCAACAGACUAUGAGAAGGAAUGCUUUACAUACGUUCUGAAGGGCCACAUCGCUGUCAGUGCUGCUGUUUUCCCCAAUGGAACGAAAGGUCACCUGCUGGACUCUUUCGCCCGGGCGGCUCUGUGGGACUCUGGGCUCGAUUACCUGCACGGUACGGGACACGGCGUGGGCUGUUUCCUCAACGUCCACGAAGGACCCUGCGGCAUCAGCUACAAAACCUUCGCCGACGAGCCCCUGGAGGCCGGGAUGAUCCUCAGUGAUGAGCCGGGAUAUUACGAGGACGGCUCAUUCGGGGUCCGGCUGGAAAACGUCGUGCUGGUGGUUCCUGCAAAGACUAAAUAUAACUACAGGAACAGAGGCAGCCUGACCUUCGAACCUCUCACACUCGUCCCUAUUCAGAUCAAGAUGAUAAAAACAGACCUGCUGACCCAGAAGGAGCGUGAUUGGCUGAACGAUUACCACAAGCAGUGCCGCGAUACGAUCGGUGCCGAGCUGGAGCGGCAGGGAAGAAAGGAGGCGCUGGAUUGGCUGAUCAGGGAGACCCAGCCGAUCUCCUAAAGACAUGUGAUUGAUUUUUUACCGACCCCCGGUCCUAAUUCUAAACACAAACACCCACUUUUUUCUGAUCCAAUAAACCACCCUGCGCGAAA